CCAGGAAGCACUCCUGCUCCACCCGCUGCCUAGCCGGAAGGAGUUCUGCGGGGUUCGUUGGGCGUUAGGCGCCACCAGCCGCACAUCUGGUGAGGAGCAGUAUUGACAGUUUGAAGAGGUCCCAGUAUGUCUGAAGUCGAAGGAGCUUCUGACCAGCUCAGUGAAGUGAGCCUUGAUGAGAAACAGAAGCCUGCCUCAGAAAAUGUAGAAAAUUCCCCCAGUGACAGUCCCGAGUAUCUCUCUGUUACCAUUGGAGCCACUGUGCCAACUGGCUUUGAGCAGACUGCUGCAGAUGAAGUAAGGGAGAAACUGGGCUCACAGUCCAGAAUCAGCAAAGACAGAGGCAAGAUAUACUUUGACAUUUCAGUGGAGAGUCUAUCUAAGGUUCAUGGUCUAAGAUCAGUUGAUAAUUUAUUUGUUGUUGUUCAGGAGUUUAGAGAUUAUCAGUUCAAAGAAACCAAGGAAGAUGUUCUAAAGGAUUUUGAAGAUUUGGCUGGGAAGCUUCCUUGGUCAGACCCUUUAAAAGUAUGGAAAAUCAAUACCAGCUUUAAGAAAAAAAAGACAAAACGUAAAAAGUUAACUCAGCAAAAUAGUAUAAACAAAGAAAAGGUGGAUGAUGAACAAGGAGACAUGGGAGCUGAGAAGCAGAUCACCAGUCAUACUGUGGAGGAGGUCUUAGAAACCAUUGAAAAUCAAGAUGACACCAUUGGUGAAACCCCCAUAUUAGCUUACAGUAAAAAAAUAUCUGAAAUACCAUCUGCCAUUGAGAAGGAAAAAGGAGUUAAUGAGAGCCCCAAAGAGGAAACUGAAUCUCAAGUGCUCAAGUUCCGAGUCACAUGCAACAGGGCAGGCGAAAACCAUUGCUUUACAUCCAAUGAAGCAGCAAGAGAUUUUGGGGGAGCUGUUCAGGAUUAUUUCAAAUGGAAGGCUGACAUGACCAACUUUGAUGUGGAGGUUCUCUUGAAUGUCCAUAAUAAUGAAAUAGUUGUGGGCAUUGCAUUGACAGAAGAGAGUCUCCAUCGAAGAAAUAUUACCCAUUUUGGUCCUACAACUCUAAGAUCCACUCUUGCUUAUGGCAUGCUCAGGCUCUGUUCUCCUCAGCCUACUGACAUAAUAAUAGAUCCAAUGUGUGGAACAGGUGCCAUACCAAUAGAGGGGGCUGCCGAAUGGCCUAAUUGUUAUCAUAUUGCUGGUGAUAAUAAUCCCCUGGCCGUGAAAAGAGCAGCAAAUAACAUCUUGUCAUUACUGACAAAGAGUCAAGUUAAAGAAAGCAAAGCAUUCUGGGGCCUGCCCAUAGAUGCUAUUCAGUGGGAUAUCUGCAAUCUGCCUUUGAGGACUGGUUCUGUGGAUAUUAUUGUCACAGAUAUGCCAUUUGGAAAGAGGAUAGGAUCUAAGAAGAGAAACUGGAAUCUCUAUCCAUCUUGUCUCCAGGAGAUGAGCCGUGUCUGUAGACCUGGGACAGGCCGAGCUGUGCUCCUUACUCAGGACAGGAAAUGCUUUGCCAAGGCAUUAUCCAGAAUGGGGCACUUGUGGCGGAAGGUGCAUACUGUCUGGGUGAACAUAGGGGGUCUUCAUGCUGCAGUUUAUCUUCUCAAACGUACUAGUCAAGUGUUCGUUCACCCUUCAGAACUAGAGCAUGAAAAAGAAACGUUUUGAGGAUAUACAAGAUGAAGACUGGCUUUUCUUCAUGUCUUUGAAAAUUAUGUUUACUGUGCCUCACACCACUGAAAAUGUCUGAGGCAGCAUGAGGAAAUGGCUAUAAAACACUCAGAAACAGUAACAAAAGUCAAGUUUGGUAGUGCAUCCAAACUGGUCUGAAUAUGUUCAUUUAACAGGAAUGUAGCAAGUGAAUAUUCUGAUAGGAAAGACAUCCCUAAAACUCAGGAGGGACUUGGUCCCUUGGGUAACUUAAGUUAUUAUUUUCCCCACGAACCAGGGAAUAGCUAUGUACCUUGUAUUUUUCCUGAAAGGACCUUAAGAUGUUUAGAAAGAUUGCUAAGAUGCUUUUCUCUGUGUUUUAGGCCUCCCACCACAGAACAGAUUUUCCAUUGUAGUUCUUGGGAAGAUAACCUAUUAGAAUGCCUCAGUUUAUAUUUCAGUGAAGAAAUAGCCUUACUUGAAGUGGCAUUCAUUCUUUCUUGUUACCUCAACUAAACAUCAGUUGAUUUUUAGAUAAUGUGCACAUACUACUCUAGGGCAGGAAGAAUGCAGAAGUCACAGGACAUUUAGGGAAAGUUGCCAUCUGCCUUAUAAAAUGAAGUAUAAUACACUAUGCUGUUCACCUUAGUAAUUUCAAAGAUUGUUUUGAAAAGGUGGUGAUUAACUUGUGCUAAACCAUUUCAGUUUUAUAACAAAGAUGCAUUUUAAUAGAUGACUAAGUCAUGGGACCAGAUCAAAUUAUAUAAGACUCAUUUUGUUUUUAAGUAACUUUGUAUUUGAGCUGUACAGAUACCAAAGUUGUUAGGGCAAACAGAUAUGUCAUUUUUGUCAGGCUCUGUUUAACACUAGAAAGCAUUUUUUGGUCAUUUUAAAGGAAGAAAGUAAUAAUAUAUGUUCACAUUGUGUUGGAAAAAAGCUUUAAUUUGGGAGUUUUUUUGUUUGCCUUUUCUCCAUAAUGAGCAGCAUUUAUGUUGGCAUGUGUCUCUCACUGCAUACUACACAAGUCCAUACAAUUGAAUGCCUCCCACUGAAAGCGGAUGGGGUUGUGAACAAAGAAGGUUAGUGUAACUUGAUUUGUUGUGUUCAAUUUUUUUUUCUACUUUCCAGAUGCAUUCAAUUUAAUCUUUUAAUGCCAUGUUACUGUAAUAAAAUUUUACUUAGCUGA
Vombatus ursinus (common wombat) is the source of this 2824-nucleotide messenger RNA. It is a transcript of the gene THUMPD3, whose product is annotated as THUMP domain containing 3. Gene Ontology annotation, biological process: tRNA methylation. NCBI's taxonomy places the organism in Eukaryota, Metazoa, Chordata, Mammalia, Diprotodontia, Vombatidae. Gene Ontology annotation, molecular function: RNA binding; tRNA (guanine) methyltransferase activity. The coding region runs from base 127 to 1656 and encodes 509 amino acids. The transcript has 10 exons. The record is from RefSeq and is a predicted model, not a curated record.